UUUUUUUGUUAUUUACCAAAAUGGCGCCUGUGAGUGCUACGUCAUCAUCGUCAAUAUUCAACAAGAUCGGAUACUGGUCACCCAAUACAGCAUCUGUGGACUGGUGCGAAAGCAAUUAUGAAGUCUCAUAUUACAUUGCAGAAUUCUGGAACACAAUCUCCAAUCUUCCCAGUCUCUUGUUAGUGAUCCUUGGGUAUCAUCUAUUUCCAACAAACGAUGGACGGUUCAAACUCUUGUUUUGGGUCUGCGGUACUGUUGCAGUUGGUUCUGCCCUAUUUCAUGGCACGCUGCGACAUAAAAUGCAGCUUCUUGAUGAGUUACCCAUGUUGUAUUCUGCCACGAUUAUUCUAUACAUCCUCGUAGAAACCAAGCAUGGUCGUCAAGGACCUUGGUUCCCUGCCCUGUUGACGGUGUGGAUUUCCUUGACAACGUUCAUAUUUUCAACUGCCAGUGGCAAGAUCCAGUUCUAUACCUUCCAAUCGACUUAUACGAUCCUGCAAUUCUGCAUGAUCUACUAUCUUCGCGUUCUGCAUGUCCAACAAAGCGCAAAGCAUCAAUCAUCCAUCUCGACUGCGAACAGUAAUGUUACCUCCACCAGUUCCAAUACUUAUACUUCCCGUCAAACGAAGGUAAAUUACAGUUCCUAUAAGCAACCGUCGCCAUCGCCCUCUCUGAGACCACAAGCCAUGGCGGAUGUCAAGAUUUUGAUUCGCCGGGCACUUGGAUUUGGGGCUCUAGCAGUCUCGAUCUGGCUGGUUGACUUGCGUCUUUGCGAGUUUAUUAACGGCAAAGGAGCACAGUCACUGUUGAAAUGGAACCCGCAGCUUCAUGCAUGGUGGCAUGUGUUCUCAGCCGUUGCUAUGUAUCAUGCUGCGCUGCUCGUUAGCUUUUAUCAUUAUGAUGUACUGGAAAGAAGUCCAGCCGUGUAUCAUUGGAAGGGUGUCGUGCCUGCCAUCCGUCUUGGAUCGAAGUUGAAACCGAGAGAGCGUUAAUAAACGAAAAAGUCCGU
Molecule: messenger RNA, 1009 nt
Organism: Lobosporangium transversale
Lineage: Eukaryota; Fungi; Mortierellomycota; Mortierellomycetes; Mortierellales; Mortierellaceae
Product: ceramidase
Exons: 4
Coding region: 21-992 (323 amino acids)
Biological process (GO): ceramide biosynthetic process; ceramide catabolic process
Cellular component (GO): endoplasmic reticulum membrane
Source: RefSeq, a predicted model, not a curated record